Molecule: messenger RNA, 1284 nt
Organism: Durusdinium trenchii
Lineage: Eukaryota; Dinophyceae; Suessiales; Symbiodiniaceae
Source: the annotation of a GenBank genome assembly
GCCUUUUCUGUCUUAGUAAGUACAUGGGAGGCCGUUGCUGAAGCUGUUGCGAGCAUCCCAUGCCUCACCAUAUAUUGAUGUUCCUGCAAUGCGGCUGCUUCGGAUUUUCGAAGCCGCGGAAGAGCUGGAAGGCUCAGGCCAGGACCAGGAGCAAAAACUUGACCGAGCAGAUGUUGGAGCAUGUCAUCGACGCCGCAGCGGGAGCCGUGCAAAGCUGGAACCCAGAUGAGUGGAAGAUGGUGCGUUCCCUGCAGGAGGCGAAUCAAUCACGGGCAUGUGUCGACUCGGUGCAGCACCUGGCAGACAGCCGGGCCAUGGCUGUGAAAAGGAUGCCGAACAGGUGGAUCAAAGAGCGACAGUCUGAGUUCGAGGAGAGUCAUCCUCAAUCAUCGGAGAAGCCCUGGGUUGAAAUCGGGCUUCUACGUUACCUCAAUGCAGCUGGGUUUCCAUAUGUCUGCGACUUGUUUGGCAUCUUCCGUGACGACGAGUUCACCUAUGUGGCGACGUCGCUGGCCACCGACGGGGACCUUUUCAGUUUCGUGGAGCGGUUGCAGAUGGAACCUGGUCCAGAACGAGAGGGUAUUAUCCGGCCAAUGAUGGAUCAGGUGUUUUCCGCCGUGUAUAAACUGCAUGAGCUCGGGAUUGCACACCGCGAUAUUUCACUAGAGAACAUCUUGCUGACCAAAAAUCCAGAAGGGGGCCUCCAACUGCAGUUGAUUGAUUUUGGCAUGGCCACCUUGUCAAGAAAGUGCUCAGAGAUUCGAGGGAAGAAGGCCUAUCAGGCCCCAGAGAUGCAUACAGACAUCAGCUACGAUAGCUACCUUUCAGAUGACUUUGCCCUGGGAGUCGUUCUAUAUGCAAUGGCAUUAAGCGACUACCCAUGGAUCUCCACGCGGCUGGGAACCUGCAAGUUGUUUGAGUUCAUUCAUAUGUGGGGCUUCAGGGAGUUCAUCAAGAAGCGGACCUGCAAGAAGGGUGUGAGCCCUCGCAUUGUCGAGGUGUUAUCCCCCGAGCUGGCAGAGCUCCUUGAGGGACUGCUCGAGCUGCAUCCGGAGGAGAGGUUGUGCCUUGGGGAGUCAUGCUACGACGACGGGGUGCAAUGGUCAGCUUGGAAUAUGGCAUGGCUCAGUGGCUCUCCCACAGAGCGGCGCUGUAUGAUCAGCUGAGCCGGUUGACUGACAGAACAUGUGGGCCACUGAAGAAGUGCCAGUACCUUUUGAAGGGGGAGGGCGAGUCAUGCUAUGAGUGGCUCAAUGACUCCAGAAGCACACCGAAACAAUCCGA